AGUGAGGGUAGGCCCAGCGUAGUGGAAAAGCAAAUUCCUCUUUUGAAAACGCUAACGCAAGGAAAAUCCGUCGGAUAAAAAAUUUCCCUCUCAAUUUCUUAGUUAUUAAAUCUAAAAAUUAAAACAAAAACAUAGAAAAUAAUUCAUCUAUUGUUUCCGUGAAUCAAUUCUUCGAAGCGCAGUUUUCAAGAUACCUUACACCCCCCUGGGAUAGGCGCCGCAGGCAAUGUUCAUUUCUGAAUUGUGAUUGCAGCUCAGGCCUCAGAGUUGUAUAUGCUGGAUUUCCGAUGGAAUCAGUUAUUGGAGUGGAGACAGAUGGUGAAGCUAAAGUUGAGGAGAGUGUGGCUGCGGCAAGUAACAGUGUCUCGAGUUGUUUGCCGGAGGAAACUGCUGAUCCAAUUGUCUACAAGCUCGUGCGGGUUGACGGGGAUGGCCGACUAGUGCCUGCAACUGAUGAUGAAGUGAUGGCAGUUGAAGACUUGCUUGAAGAUGACAAAUGUGAAGUCGGUCAGGUCAUAGAUGCUGAGCAAACUGUAGAGUGCAACAAAAUUGAAGCAUAUCAUUUGGGAAAAACUCAGUUUGAAAACCCACAAGGACAACCAUUUUCUGAAAUACAUGAAGCUGAUGUGGUAACCUUCAAUGUACCGCACAAGUUGUUGCCUGAUUCAGACAAUACUCAAGGAAAGGCAAUUGUCCCUCCAUUGACUUCAGAAUAUAGCGCUGUUGACAAAUCUGGGAGUGCUGAGGGAUGUUCAGCCCCCUCAGGUGCAUUUAGUGAGAAUAAUUUAUUGGCUUCCAAACCUGGGGCUAGCUGGAAGCCUGAUUUUUCUAUGUUGAAGGGGGAAAUAUGUUUGGAGAAUUUAACAGUAAAAGAACUUCAUGAAACUUUUAAAGCAACCUUUGGAAGAGAAACUUCAGUUAAGGACAAGCAAUGGCUUAAGAGGAGGAUUUCCAUGGGGUUGUCAAAUUCAUGUGAUUUUUCUUGUACUAGUUUUGUUAUUAAGGACAGCAGAGUGGUGAAGAAAGUUAAAGAAAACAAUGCAAGUGUGAAUGGUUCAAUUUCAAAAGAUCCCAUAGUUGCAUUGCCAAAUAUUAACUCAGGAAGUUCAUCUGGCCAUGAUGACAAAGUAGAGAGUCCAGCUAAUAUUACUGAAGGGAAUAUACCCAACUCAACAUUGGAAGGUUGUAUUGUUAGUGAGGGCCAUAACAUGGAACAAACAGCAGCUAAAAGGGUUCGUAAACCUACAAAACGAUAUAUUGAAGAACUUUCAGAAGUGGAAUCCAGGGAAUCUAGUGGAAAGUCAAUGUCUUCAGAGAAAAUUUGUGGUUACAAAUCAACACAUCCAAGUAAUCAUGUGAUAUCUAUUCUGAAAGCCCGGCCAGAUGGGAAACCUCUUAUUAUGCGGCAAGAUUCACUUGGAGGUUCUGGAGUUCAAAUUCCAUGUGUUUCUCGGAUUCGGAGGGGACGUCCAAGGGAAAAUUUUAUGAAUCUUUUGAAUCUCCAGCCCAAUGGCACAGACAUGGCAGCCGAACUGGUGAAGAAUGUUGGUGACACCCACAUUGAUCAAACAGAUGAAGUCUUGAAAACAAGUUUGUCUCCUGGAUGGAUUCAACAACCACUUAUUGCUACUACUGAGGAAGGUAAGCACUUCCCUGAAAGUAAAAUAGAAGUGGGGAGUAAUAUGGAGCAUGAAAAUAUGGAUUUGUACGAGGAUCAUUCAGAUGAUAGUAUGAUGGCCAUGCCCACACCAAAGGGUGGAAUGAGGAGAAAACAUCAUCGACCUUGGACUCUCAACGAGGUUGUCAAAUUAGUUGAAGGUGUAUCUAGGUAUGGGGUUGGAAGAUGGUCUGAGAUUAAACGGCUUGCUUUUGCAAAUUGUCCCUAUCGAACUUCUGUUGACCUUAAGGACAAGUGGAGAAACUUACUGAAAGCUAGCAAUGUACAGUUGCCUGCUGAAAAAGGGAUACAAAAUUCUAGGAAACAUGCAGCAAUUCUGAUCCCCACCUCAAUUCUAUUACAAGUGCGAGAGCUUGCAGAAAUGCAAGGGAACAUUUCGCCAAGUCUCAACCAAAGCAAGAUUGCUGGUCUUGGUUCUGGAGGUAGAAGUGCAGAUGAAGGGAGAGUGGGAUACGUAUAGCUUUGUGAAUAUUUCGUUGAUCCAAACUAGGAAUAAGCUUAAUAGGCAUACAAGCUAGUCGUACUAUAUUCUUGUAUAUACUAGCUUCUAUUAUCAUGUUAAUUGUAGAUUACUUAUUCUGGUGAUCAAUUAGUGGUGAAAUUAUCCUUUGUUU
Molecule: messenger RNA, 2292 nt
Organism: Ipomoea triloba (trilobed morning glory)
Lineage: Eukaryota; Viridiplantae; Streptophyta; Magnoliopsida; Solanales; Convolvulaceae
Exons: 9
Coding region: 288-2138 (616 amino acids)
Source: RefSeq, a predicted model, not a curated record